Messenger RNA from Sinocyclocheilus rhinocerous, 610 nucleotides. Its product is annotated as glutamate receptor 1-like. The record is from RefSeq and is a predicted model, not a curated record. The transcript has 3 exons. Lineage: Eukaryota; Metazoa; Chordata; Actinopteri; Cypriniformes; Cyprinidae. The annotation marks the transcript as partial.
GACAGCACGCGCAAAGAGGUGCACCUGUAAUCCACGCUGCUCACUCGCUGAUGUGCGGAUAGUGUGAGAGCAUCCAGAAGAGAUAUUCUACACCACGCGCAUACCCAUGCUUGGGAUUUGGCUUUCUUUUUCUUCGCUAAUGCAAAAGAAAAUAUGCAGCGAAGCCUCUCACUGCUCUGCACCAGUUUUCUGGGAUUGUGCCUCGGUUCCAGUUUCCCAAGUAAUAUCAACAUAGGAGGGUUAUUCCCAACCGAAUCACACGAAUAUGAAGUGUUUCGGUUUGCGCUCUCGCAUCACCAGGAUAUCCCUAAACUGGUACCUCAAGUGGAUAUGGUCAAAAUGGGGAAUAGCUUCUCCAUGACAUAUGCUUUCUGUUCGCAGUUCUCCAAAGGAGUGUACGCCAUCAUCGGCGUGUACGACAGGAAGACUGUCAACAUGUUGAUGUCGUUCUGCGGUGCGCUACACGUCUGCUUUGUGACGCCCAGCUUCCCCAUGGAAAACUCCAACCAGUUUGUCAUCCAGCUGAGACCCGAACUGCAGGACGCCCUGGUGGGCGUAAUCGAGCACUACAAGUGGUCUAGGUUCGUCGACAUGUACAGCUCGGACUCUG